This is a messenger RNA of Pan troglodytes (chimpanzee), 6585 nucleotides long. RefSeq names its product src kinase associated phosphoprotein 2 (gene SKAP2). The transcript has 13 exons. The record is from RefSeq and is a predicted model, not a curated record. Lineage: Eukaryota; Metazoa; Chordata; Mammalia; Primates; Hominidae. The coding region runs from base 3435 to 3998 and encodes 187 amino acids. Gene Ontology annotation, cellular component: cytoplasm; plasma membrane. Gene Ontology annotation, molecular function: protein binding.
UCUCAAAAUGAAAUCUAUUGUACCUCCAAGAUCUUCUUUUCUAGAAAUAGGAAUAUAUGUAAAUUAAGGGACUAGAGGUUUACAGAGUUUUUUGUAUGGGCUAAAUAAUAUAGAUGAAUUAAGAUGUGGUGUUAGGAAAAUUAUUUGCCUAUUUUAAGUAUAUAAUGUCCUGCUUUUUCUUGGGAGGAGAUCUUUUGGCAUGGCUGUCCAUUGAAAGUAUUUUCAUCUCAUUACUAUAUAAGGCUCUUGAUACUACGUAUAGUUUUUAUAGCUACCCAAUCCAAAUUAUCAUUGGUUUUCUUCAAAAAGAAGAAUCUAAACAUAUUAAAAAAUUAGCAUUAUAUGAAAAAUUUGCAAAUGGGCUUAUUGCUCCUGUUACCAGCAUUAAAGUAUUACUAGAGAGAAGGUAGACACAACAGAGUAGGAAAAGCUGCUGGUGAUUUGAAACACAGUUUAGUUGUCUCAUAAAUUUCUGAUUAAGUGUCAUAUAUGGGUGAUAAAAGUGGCAUAGGCUAGAUUUUAUAUACUCAUGAUUCACUUAGUUUGUCUUUUUCAAUUAAAGCUAAGUCUCUUUUUCAUUCCACUGAGUUUACAUUUCUUUUUCAGUCACAUUCUGAACACAUUACAAUAGAUGCUGCCUAAAACUGAAUAUAGUGUAAAUCUCAGACUAAUGUGUUAUUCACUGUGGCUUCUUUGAAAAUAUGUAGUAAAAAGAUUUUGAUUAUUGUAAGGUGCUAUUUAUCAAGAGUCAUCUUUUAGGGUUGAAAGAUGUUCAGCCUUACCUUUAAACAGCCCAGCUUUCUAUCAAAAUACAUCAUUUAGCUUCCCAAAGUCAAUUUUGGAAAUUUUGUCCAAUGAUUGGAUUGUAAGACUCUGGUAUUUUUUACCCAUUGUACCAUGAGAGCUCUUGUGCCAGUUCAUGUCACCUUUUCCAUGUUUUAAAGUCCACAGUUCAUCUGUAACCUGUAAAAGUGCUAAGUAAUCAGGGAAAGACAUCAGUUAGAACAAUCAAUAACUUUUCAAUUAGCCAUUUUCCAACUUUGGGCAUUUGGCUCUGUUGAUUUGCAUGUGCCCAGUUUAAUUGAUUUUUAUGUUUAUCAGUACCUGUUUGGUCAGAGCCAUACCCUGCUUUAACAGAGAAGAGCAUGUCUUUUUUUUUUUUUUUUCCUGAUGGUAGCUUACAUUCUAGGGUAGGAUCCCUAUCAUAUUAAGUUUGGUGACAGCACAUCUCAAUGAAAGCAGAGAGAAAUCUGGCCCAAUUCACAAUGUAGAGAGAGAUGUGGAAUUAAGUUAGAAAGGCCAUGGGGGUGCUGUGUGAUUGGUUUUACCUUUAUUUUAUUGAUCUGCGGUUAAGCAUAUGGUGGUAGAUUCAGCCCAAUUCUUGCGCCCUCCCCCUCCCCCAUACAAUUCAGGCCAUCACAGAGGCUGAGUGUGUGUAUAUGCAUGGGCCAGGAGGUAUUGGGUGGUUGGAGGACUAGGCAGGAAGAGGAGGUGUUACCUUUGUGACUUGUUUUUAACCUCCAGUAUGCAAGCCCUAUUCUAGGCUGUUUGAUAGUCGGGGGUGGUGAGGACAAGUGGCCAAACUGCUUUUCAAGAGUGGGAAUCUGUGCUAGAUACUACAUCCAGAAGCUGAGAGUUAUUUUAUCAUUUGCAAAAAAAUUUAAACUGUUCUGACCUGGUGUAGUUCCACCUUUUCACUAUGUGAUCUGUGUAGAAGUUGGCAGAAAGCAGUUAGUGUGUGUGUGUUAGAUACUUGUCCCAACCACUUGCGACUCCAGGGAAAGGUGGGGUGGCUGUUUUUUAGGAGGUCUAUAUGUUAAAAGGGGGGAAAAAGGAAAAUUGGAGUACUAUUCAGUGAUUUGGUGUGUUUGCCUCUUAGGGGGUCUCCAUGGCAAUUGAGAGAUUUCUAACUUAAACUGCUCAAGAUUGCUGAGCCAGUAUACGUCAACUUUUAAUUUUGUUUUCAGACCUUAACAUUUAUGGACAGAGCAGUUGUAAAUCUGAUCUUUUCAGAGGCCUUCUCCCCCAGAUCCUUACAGCUGUACCGUGAGAUAAGGUUUACUCUUGACAGUGUUAAGGUGUAAUAGGAGCUAAAAUCCCAUCACGUUUACUUUCACCAGGAUAACUUUUUCCUGCUGAUGACUUGGGCUGGGGUGGAGGCUGAUGGAGAUAGGGGUAAUUCUGGGGUUAAAUGCAAGCAGUGCAGACUCUGCAGUCUAUUUGGCUGCCGGCCCGGAGGCAGGAGAUGGGGGUGGGUGGGGGUAGUUAAACCUGGUAGUUAAACCCUUUCUCGCGGGCGCAGAGUGGGCCUCCCACGCUUCUCUCCCGUGGCCAGUAUGCGUGAGAGUGUGAGUUGAGCCCCUGCCUCCGAGGAAGAAUUCUAAAAACCGGGCUAAGGGUCGAGCGAGGGAGGCUGACCUUUUCUUGUUAUCAAAUUACUGCGUUUCCCUGAAUUACGGGCACUCAGGAAUGGUGAAAUCUACAUAUUAACCGAGAAACACGACCCUCAAAGGAAGGUAGAAGAAGGCUAACGCUCUUGCUAGUUUACUGUGCUUGCUAGUUUACCGUUUGCAGGGCUAUUUAGAGCACAAUAAGAAGCUUCAAAUCUCUUCUCCAACCAGCCAGAGGAACACUUGAUUCGCCCAAGACUCUUAUUGCUUGCUUUUGAAAUAUUACCCUGGCUCUGAGCUACAAAGCCACAGAUCCAGCCCCAUUUGUCUAGUGAGGGCUCUGCCCCAGACCCGGCUCUCCAUGCUCACUGCUCCGCCUGAGAGGAACCCUGGGGUUUAACGCUGAAGUGCGUUUCUCAGAGGGCAGAGCUGGAGCAUCUCGCAGCCCUACAACUUCUUUGCGGCGCUUGGUCUGUCUUUGCGUUGCGAGAUCAGGAUCGGUGUGUUGCUCAGACACCGGCCGAAGGCCACCGGCACGUCUAGGAGUCUCCUGUGCCUGGAAGAGGCUGGUUUCAUUCGAUUCUAAAAGAAACGGAUGUUGAAACAUUUGUAGCAGAUAUACUGAAAGGAGAAAAUUUAUCCAAGAAAGCAAAGGAAAAGAGAGAAUCCCUUAUUAAGAAGAUAAAAGAUGUAAAGUCUAUCUAUCUUCAGGAAUUUCAAGACAAAGGUGAUGCAGAAGAUGGGGAAGAAUAUGAUGACCCUUUUGCUGGGCCUCCAGACACUAUUUCAUUAGCCUCAGAACGAUAUGAUAAAGAUGAUGAAGCCCCCUCUGAUGGAGCCCAGUUUCCUCCAAUUGCAGCACAAGACCUUCCUUUUGUUCUAAAGGCUGGCUACCUUGAAAAACGCAGAAAAGAUCACAGCUUUCUGGGAUUUGAAUGGCAGAAACGGUGGUGUGCUCUCAGUAAAACAGUAUUCUAUUAUUAUGGAAGUGAUAAAGACAAACAACAGAAAGGUGAAUUUGCAAUAGAUGGCUACAGUGUCAGAAUGAAUAACACUCUAAGAAAAGAUGGAAAGAAAGAUUGCUGUUUUGAAAUCUCUGCUCCUGAUAAACGUAUAUAUCAGUUUACAGCAGCUUCUCCCAAAGAUGCCGAAGAAUGGGUACAGCAGCUGAAAUUUGUAUUGCAAGAUAUGGAAUCUGAUAUUAUUCCUGAGGAUUAUGAUGAGAGAGGAGAAUUAUAUGAUGAUGUUGAUCAUCCUCUACCAAUAAGCAAUCCACCAACAAGCAGUCAACCAAUAGAUGAUGAAAUUUAUGAAGAACUUCCAGAAGAAGAAGAGGACAGUGCUCCAGUGAAAGUGGAAGAACAAAGGAAGAUGAGUCAGGAUAGUGUCCAUCACACCUCAGGGGAUAAGAGCACUGAUUAUGCUAAUUUUUACCAGGGAUUGUGGGAUUGUACUGGAGCUUUUUCUGAUGAGUUGUCAUUUAAGCGUGGUGAUGUGAUUUACAUUCUUAGCAAGGAAUACAAUAGAUAUGGCUGGUGGGUAGGAGAAAUGAAGGGAGCCAUUGGCUUGGUGCCUAAAGCCUACAUAAUGGAGAUGUAUGAUAUUUGAGAGUCCUGGAAAAGGAAAAUUCUUCUGCUUGUCUGCAAAUGCUUUGGAUUUAGAAGCGUCAUGAAAGCACGAGUGACAGCUCCUAACCUCUCCUUGUUUUAUUAAACAUUGCUUAUCUUUGACUGUUAUUUUAUGCAGUCGCUCAUUAAAAUAUUCCUCUGAUGUGAAAUUAAAUGAAGGAUAUUAAUGUAAAUUAGAUGCAACCAGUAAAGUUAUACCUGUUGCUGUUUUGCAAAGAAAUAAUUAUAGUUUUUAUUUACCCAUUUGAUUUGUGUGAAGAAUUCAUCACUAUUUUAUACGUAACAUAUAGUCUACUAUAGCAUAGUAGGCUACUCUUGCUUCUUCUGGUGUGAUUUGUAAUGUUUCUUAAUCAUUGGACAUCAAUUAUUUUUAGAGAGUAAUGUAUAAUUUCAUAGCAUUUUAAAUUUAGUGUAUCAUGCAGUUUUUUUGGUAGAUGCUGAAGAAUGUGGUUGCUAACCAAAGAAUGCUAAAGAAUGUUCAAACUUUAUAGAUAACUUUAUUGUUAUUAUUUAUUUUCACACAUUUAAUUCCUAUUAAGUACAACCGCAAGAAAGAAAAAAUGAUGAAGUUGCAAAUGGCAGUGUGCUGUCACCUGCAACAGAAGUGCGUACCAGAAGUAUGACUCAUGCAAAGCAUUUUACCGUACAAAUAUCCUGGUGCGAUCAUGGGCCUGGCAACAUUUUCUACUGUACUUUUGUUUAAAUUUAAUGAAACAAAAAAUUCCUAAGAAAUACCAUCCUACCACUAACAAAAUGGUAUAAAGAAUCUCCCAGCCAGGCCAACAUGGUGAAACCCCGUCUCUACUAAAAAUUAGCCAAGUGUGGUAAUGUUCACCUGCAGUCCCAGCUACUUGGGAGGCCAAGGCACGAGAAUUGCUUGAACAAGGUAGGCAGAGGUUGCAGUGAGCCAAGAUCGCGCCACUGCGCUCCAGCCUGGGCGACAGAGUGAGACUCCAUCUCAGAAAAAAAAAAAAAAACAAAAAAACAGAAUCUCAGUGUAUUCUCAAAGUAAAAAGGCAUAACCAAGCACUCUCUUAUCUUGCCUUAUUGCUAUGCUAUUUACAUCCCACUGCAGAACAGCAGAUUUGAGGCUUUUCUAUAUACUUCUCAGAGCACUGAAAAGAAAAGAAGGGUUUGCAGAGGAGAGUGUAGAAAUCCCGGUGGUAGCAUGUACCAACAGGUGAGUAGAAAGGUAGUGUUAGCCUGACAUUUGAGUUAUACUCUGUGCUGCCUGAGCAAGAUUUGUAGAAUCAUAUAAUUACCUUUUCAUGUAUAUUUGAAAUCAGAGGUGUUUAAAAUACCUAUGAGAUACCAAUGUAGCCUUAACAUAUGUCAAAACGCAUUGCUGGUUAGAUAAUUAUUUGGACUACACAUAAACUCCUAAUAUUGAAUCAUUACUUAUCAGGUAUUAUCUUUAUGGAACUUUUCAAUAUCUUUGCUUUAUAAAGAUUCUAAACAUGUAUCUGAGCUGGUAAUAUUUUAAAAUCUCCAUUAUUUGUGUAAAACUGUUUAUAAGCAGUGUUUGAGAGGGUCUGUUUUACCAUUACCCCCUCAAUAUCAUGAUCAUCCAAUCUCAAAUGUGAAAAAAAAAAGAAAUUUGAUUUUAGGGAUUGUGAGUAAACAAGUUUAUAUAGAGAGACAUUGUGAAGUUAAAGUUUUCAGAAGUUACAUUUGUGCAGUUGUUACCUUUUCCUCAUAUAGUGUCAUUGAAAUAGACUGAAAUUAUCUUGGCAAAAGUUAGACAACCAAAGACGACUUUGGUUUUCAAAACUUGAGCAGCUGAAAAGCAAAAGCCGUUGUUUCCAAUGACAAUGUAGCCUUUGUGGAUUUGGGUUUGUGCUUUGGGUUGAAAAGAAGUUUUUAGUCCUAGGCCAGUAGAUGGCAGCAGCUUUUCAUUGCAGACAAAACCUCUUGAAACCCCUCCCCCAUGGCACAAACUCGCCCAUGAUGGAAAGCAUUUAGAUUUCUGCCUCCUUUUACAGUUAAUCCAGGAGAGGGAGUCCUUUGCCAACUGAUGACCAACAGUUCCAAGCCAGAUAGUCUCGUGAACAGUGACAAUACAGAAAUAAGGUGUUAUUUCUGUUCAGAUCUCCACCGGCCUUUGUUCUUUUAAAACUUGAAUAUAGGUGGGAGACAUAAGAAAGGAAAGAAAAGACUUAAAACUGGAGUGACAGGACAAAUAAUCAUUACUUUCAAUUCAUGACUGCUUUAUAUUCAUUUGAUGAAAUCAUUUGUAUACAAACCAGGGAGAGUUUUCUUUACACCCUUGACAAUAUAUCACAUACUCUUCAAGAUCAUAAUAAUAUCAUUAAUAUAAAUUUAAACAACAUGGCUUGUUAGAAAAUAUGCUAAUUGCUAUGGUCUCAUUAUGUUUGCUUAGCUUUUAUUUGUUUUUCUGUGAACAGAGAGCUAAUUUUUUUCAAAGGUGAUUGUAAGUCAUAUUUUAUAUAGCAUUUUGCUUGAUUAUUUGCUCUGUACUGAAUUUGUACUCUAUUGCCAUUAGAUCUUACAAUAAUGUUCCACUCUGCAAAUUUUUAAGGUUCAAAUAAAGUUUAAUUGUUUGCAAA